This is a messenger RNA of Helobdella robusta, 2627 nucleotides long. RefSeq lists its product as hypothetical. Gene Ontology annotation, cellular component: cytoplasm. The record is from RefSeq and is a predicted model, not a curated record. The coding region runs from base 1 to 2469 and encodes 822 amino acids. The transcript is spliced from 21 exons. Gene Ontology annotation, molecular function: ATP binding; ATP hydrolysis activity. Lineage: Eukaryota; Metazoa; Annelida; Clitellata; Rhynchobdellida; Glossiphoniidae.
AUGACCCAAUUCGUCGAUUCGACGAUCAACUUGCUUCGCAUUCAUCCAUCAUUUCGAUUGGUCGGCUUGUCGGAACCUCCCAACUCCAAUGUGGGAAGAGCCAAUUCGAAGCAGCAAUCUCAUUGGCUGACCUCUGAGCUGCUGACCUCAUUUUUUUUCCAUCACAUCAAACAGAUGGAGUUUGAGGAUGAGUUAAAUGUCAUUAAGAGAGAGGUGAAAGAUAUAACCAGAAUGCUACCGGUCAUGCAGUUCACGAACAACAUUAGAAAUGCUCAUGACAAUCAGUUGCGAUCUGUAUCUUCAUCAUUAUCCACCCGACAACUGCUAAGAAUAGCGCGAAGGUUAAAUGUAUAUGGUGCUGAUGACGAUGUCCAUCAUUUGGUCAGUAAGGCAUGUCUGGCCAGAUUCUUACCAAGACUGACUAAAAUGAUGUUUGAAGAUGAAUUGGUGAAAUUGGGAAUCGUUCCAACGUCACCAUCAUCAUCAAUAUCACCAUCAUCGUCAUCAUCAUCAUCCUCAUCAUCAUCUUACGAUAAAGCUGACGAUACAGAUUUGGAUGAAAUGAUAACAUGUGAGGUGAGUGGUGGGGUGUUGAGGAUUGGGUGUGUCCAGGCGCCCGUUCAUCCAUCCAACCAUCCAACAAAAGUUCCCGACAUUCUUUUUUAUGAUAAUUAUCAGCAUCUGAAGGUUAUGGAGGACAUGUUGAAAGACUUCUUACUCGGUGAACAUCUCCUACUCAUUGGGAAUCAAGGUGUUGGCAAGAACAAGAUAGCUGAUAGGUUCUUGCAGUUGUUGAACAAACCUCGUGAAUACAUUCAGCUGCACAGGGACACCACUGUUCAGUCAUUAACUGUUCAGCCAAAAAUUGUGGAUGGCGUUCUGAGUUACGACGACUCUCCUCUGGUGAAAGCGGUGAAGAGUGGGAGUGUGUUGGUGGUUGAUGAGGCAGACAAAGCGCCGACAAAUGUGACCUGCAUCUUGAAGGGGCUGGUGCAAGUUGGGGAGAUGCAUCUAUCGGACGGCAGGAGGAUUGUCAGAGGUGACUCCAGACUGACACCCUCUCAAUCAACCAUCCCGAUGCAUAGGGACUUCCGGAUGAUCAUCCUGGCUAACAGGCCUGGAUUCCCAUUCCUUGGCAAUGAUUUCUUUGCCGCAGUCGGUGACGCCUUCAGCACGCAUGCUGUCGACAACCCGUCAGCAGCGUCCCAGCUCAACAUGCUCAAGAAGUACGCCCCGUCAGCAGACGAGACGACGUUGAGGCAGGUGGCAGAGUUGUUUGACGAACUGCGGUCGUUGUCUGAUCAGGGGGUCAUCAACCAUCCAUUCUCAGCAAGGGAGGCUGUUGCGGUUGCCAAGCACCUGCAGAUGUUUCCGAAUGAUGGACUGAUGACAGCAGUUGAGAACGUGUUCGACUUUGAUGCGUACGACCCUGACCUUACGAGGGUCAUUCACAAGGUCAUGAGGAAGCACGGACUGCCUGUGGGAGGUCACGUGGGCAACAUUCAUCUGGCGAAAGAGCUUUCCAUACCUCCUAUGACGUACAAAUGUCAGCUGACUACGAAGAAUUUGAAGAACUCGUUCAACCUGAAAGCACAGAGGUUGAAGUUGGAUGACUUCCAACAAAGGUCCACCCACUUCAACGAGGUCACCUCAACUUGGCACAUCCCUAUUUUUCAGGGCAGUGACGUCACCAUGGUUACCGUUGCUAAGGCUGACCAACACUAUCAGCAACAACAAUCAUUGGACAACACCGACCAACUGAAUAGCGACAUCAUCCACGCCGUGACCUCUGACCCACUGACCCUCUGCUCAAUUGAUCUCCUCAGAAGGUCAACAACCCUAAUCGACCUCCACCCCCAACAGAGUCGGAGGAACAGAUUUUUUUCACAGCUGAACGUAGCAGCUCUGCAAGCCCCCCUCAACCAUGGUGUCGUCCUGCACGAUGAGAACGGGUACGAGGAGAAGAUACGGUACGACAUCCAUGGCCACUCCGGUGAGGGUCCUAAGUUCACUUUCGUCAGAUGUGGGGGUAGUGAUGGUUGUGGUGGAGGUGGUAAUGGUGGUGGGGGUGAAGGGGUCAGCCCUCCGGUCAACAACAAACAAAGAUUAGAUGUAGUCAUGUCUUUGUACGCCCACUCGCAAUUUUGCUUGAGUGGCGACCACACGCUGGAGGCCACAAAGAUGGCCGUCGAAGAAGUGGCGGCCAUGAGCGACGUUGAUGAUCGUUUCGUUAUCGUCCUUAGUGAUGCUAAUUUGGAGAGAUAUGGAAUCAGUGCCCGGAGAUUGGCCAGACUUUUGACCAGUAAGGAUAACGUAAAUUCGUACGCUAUUUUCAUUGGUUCUUUGGGAGAUCAAGCUGAAAGGUUGACCAAUGAGCUUCCAGCUGGCCACUCAUUCAUAUGCAUGGACAACAAGCAACUACCAAUCAUAUUGCAGCAAAUAUUCACCUCGGCCAUGCUCAGACCGUAACGACGUUUCUGAUUGGUGCACGCUUGCUUCUGACAUUGACGAUCUUUCCACCCUCUUAUGAUAUCUUGUAAAAAUAAUAGUGAUAAUAAUAAUAUACGGAUUAAUAAUUUCAUUUUUAUUGAUUUUAUUAUAAUAUUACGAUUAAUAAUUUUAUUUUU